Molecule: messenger RNA, 1421 nt
Organism: Cololabis saira (Pacific saury)
Lineage: Eukaryota; Metazoa; Chordata; Actinopteri; Beloniformes; Belonidae
Gene: snf8
Product: SNF8 subunit of ESCRT-II
Exons: 8
Coding region: 294-1070 (258 amino acids)
Biological process (GO): protein transport to vacuole involved in ubiquitin-dependent protein catabolic process via the multivesicular body sorting pathway
Cellular component (GO): ESCRT II complex
Source: RefSeq, a predicted model, not a curated record
UCGUUUAGUCCAUCCAAAAGAAUGCGGAAGCAGUCUCUCGAAAAGAGAAUUAAAUACCUGGGAAAUGCAUAUUAUUAUGAGUUAUAACGAGUUUAAUUCAUGGCCCAACGUCCCAUUUAAGAUGUAACAUUGUCGUAGACUUCUAUAUACAGGGAAAACGUUUAAAAACAAGCUCGUGUAGCAAGUUUAGUCCUAACGCCAACCUGUGUGUUGACGUUUAAACGUUAGAUUUCUAAAGUUAUCCAGCUUUAAACUCGGUGUUUCAUAGUAAUCUUUCUGACUAAAAAACCAAGAUGCAUCGGAGAGGUGUCGGUGCUGGAGCUAUUGCCAAAAAGAAGCUGGCAGAGGCUAAAUACAAAGAAAGGGGAAAUGUUCUUGCAGAGGAUCAGAUUAUUCAGAUGUCUAAACAGUUGGAAACAUUCAAAUCCAACCUGGAGGAAUUUGCCAGCAAGCACAAGCAAGAGAUCCGCAAGAACCCACAGUUCAGGGUCCAGUUUCAGGAAAUGUGUGCCACCAUUGGUGUUGACCCGCUUGCCUCUGGAAAAGGAUUUUGGUCUGAGAUGCUUGGCGUUGGUGAUUUCUACUAUGAACUUGGUGUACAGAUCAUUGAAGUGUGUCUUGCACUGAAGCACAGGAAUGGAGGGCUUAUAACUCUGGAUGAGCUUCAUCAGAGAGUGUUGAAGGGACGGGGAAAAUAUGCUCAAGAAGUGAGCCAGGACGACUUGGUCAGAGCCAUAAAGAAACUGAAGGCGAUGGGGAAUGGAUUUGGGAUGAUCCCUGUUGGUGGUUCUUACCUGGUGCAGUCAGUCCCUGCAGAGCUCAACAUGGAUCACACCGUGGUACUGCAGUUGGCUGAGAAAAAAGGAUAUGUCACGGUGAGUGAGAUCAGAGAUGGUCUAAGAUGGGAGAAGGAACGAGCCUGCCAGGUCCUGGAGCACUUACUGAAAGAAGGCCUGGCCUGGCUGGACGCUCAGGCGUCUGGGGAGGCGCAGUACUGGCUGCCCGCCCUCUUCUCGGAGCUGACUUCUCGGGACGUCACGCCGGACGAGGCCAAUCAGAUGACGCCUUAACAGAGACCAGUGGACUGGGGUCACCGUCUUGUGACGGCACCAGAGACAUGUCGGCAAACAAAACGUGCCUGUGGGGGGUCUGCUGACGGCGCUGGCGGGGGGUGUGGGGUUGAAGAUCCUUUGUGAUCACUCUUGGACCUGAGGAGGACAUCUUCCUGCGUCACAGCUGUGCACGAGAGCACCACAGCGUUGAAUCCUCACUGACGGGAGCUGCAGUGUUGUUCAGUCUUUUGGGGUAAUUACAGAAACGUCUAUGUUCAAAACAUGAUGGCUAUCGUUUUCUUGUAUAAAGAAUAAAACUUUAAACGUCUCCCCCUUUAUGUUGCAUGUUUUUAAUAUUCCUUAGACCCA